UUUUGGAUUUGAGUUGUUUUCGUCAAAAAAAUGCCCAGCGAAAUUUUAAAACAAGGAGCCGAGGCGCGCCUCUACCUUGGCGAAUACCAGGGAGAAACCUGCUUGAUUAAGGAACGCUUUGUCAAGAAGUACCGCCACCCAGAGCUAGACAAACAAAUCACCCGACGUCGCAUGAAGGCAGAGAUGAAGACGGCGGCACGUUGUCUGGCUGCCGGCGUCUUGGUCCCGAAAGUACUUCACCUGGACUACCCCGCACACACCUUGUAUAUAGAAUACUAUGCCAAUGCCAAGACAGCCAAGGAGUUCAUCCAGGAAACGGUUGCCACCAAGGAGGCGGACGAGGCGAAGAAGCUACUGCUGGAUCUGUGCUGGAGAAUCGGCGUGAUCGUUGGCAGAAUGCACACUGACCACAUUAUACAUGGCGACCUGACGACAUCAAACAUCCUAAUCGAUCCCCAGGAGAACAAGUACGAUAUCGUGUUCAUUGAUUUCGGUUUGAGUCACUACGACAAGGGCGCCGAGCGCAAGGGCGUGGAUCUGUACGUUCUGGAGCGGGCCCUGCUGAGCACGCACAGCGAGCAGCCCUAUCUCUUCGAACAAAUCCUGGCUGGCUACCGCAUGCAGUGUGGCAGGGAGGGGGACAUUGUUCUCGACAAGUUCGAGGAAGUACGGGCACGCGGACGUAAGCGAACGAUGAUUGGCUAACAAAAAUAAUCUUUAAUAAAACCUACAUCGUAAACCUA
Drosophila pseudoobscura is the source of this 743-nucleotide messenger RNA. RefSeq names its product TP53 regulating kinase (gene Tcs5). Gene Ontology annotation, molecular function: protein serine/threonine kinase activity; ATP binding. Gene Ontology annotation, cellular component: cytosol; nucleus; EKC/KEOPS complex. Gene Ontology annotation, biological process: protein phosphorylation. The transcript has a single exon. The coding region runs from base 31 to 705 and encodes 224 amino acids. Lineage: Eukaryota; Metazoa; Arthropoda; Insecta; Diptera; Drosophilidae. The record is from RefSeq and is a predicted model, not a curated record.